This is a messenger RNA of Dendrobium catenatum, 1148 nucleotides long. RefSeq names its product probable (S)-ureidoglycine aminohydrolase. Gene Ontology annotation, molecular function: ureidoglycine aminohydrolase activity. NCBI's taxonomy places the organism in Eukaryota, Viridiplantae, Streptophyta, Magnoliopsida, Asparagales, Orchidaceae. The transcript is spliced from 12 exons. The coding region runs from base 113 to 1021 and encodes 302 amino acids. The record is from RefSeq and is a predicted model, not a curated record.
UGGAGGCGCAAUAUAAUUCGUUAUUCCUGGUGAGCGCAAGCCUUACUACCCAAGUUCCUUCGACAGAGAUUCCCUCACCUGGUUCUUUCAGAUUCGCCGCUGAAUCUCGAAAAUGCACAGUGGCGCACAAGCUCUUGUACUCCCGUUACUCUUCCAUCUGGCGAUUACAUCUGAUGCUUCGGCGCCCGAUGAGGGUUUCUGCUCCGUUCCUUCUUUACAUUCCAAGCCAAACUCCCAACCAAACUACUGGAAAGUGACGAACCCAACUCUCUCCCCUUCCCACCUUCAAGAUCUCCCAGGAUUUACUCGCAGUGUAUAUAAAAGAGACCAUGCCCUAAUCACUCCGGAAAGCCAAGUAUUUAGUCCUCUGCCAAAUUGGGUGAAUGCACUGGGAGCUUAUUUGAUCAGUCCUGCAACUGGUUCUCACUUUACAAUGUACUUGGUGAAGAUGCAAGAGAAUUCAAGAUCGGCGUUGCCUUCAAAAGAUGUUGCAAGGUUUGUAUUCGUGCUUCAAGGCAGUUCUUUAUUAGUAGAUGCUUUUGGGAUCACCCAUCAACUCAAUGCGGACUUUUUUGCUUACGUACCUGCUAAUACAAAGCAUCUAUUGCAAAGUGACUCCUUGACUGUACUGGUCAUUUUUGAGCGAAGGUAUGUCAGCCAGGAAGGUUUUUAUCCUGAACAGAUAAUUGGUUCAACUGAUAAGCAACCACUUAUUGAAACUCCGGGGGAGGUAUUUGAAUUGCGGAAACUGCUUCCCACUUCAACACCAUAUGAUUUCAAUAUCCAUAUUAUGGAUUUUCAACCUGGGGAAUAUCUUAAUGUCAAGGAGGUGCACUACAAUCAACACGGCUUGUUGCUACUGGAGGGGCAGGGAAUAUAUCGCCUUGGUGACAACUGGUACCCAGUUCAAGCAGGCGACGCCAUUUGGAUGGCACCAUUUGUACCACAAUGGUAUGCUGCAUUAGGAAAAACCCGGUCGAGGUACCUUCUUUACAAGGAUGUUAAUAGAGAUCCUUUGUAACACAUUACUACAUUUCUGCAUUUCUGCAAAUAUAAUAGGAGUUUACAAUAUCACUCAAGUGGUGAUUUAUUAUAUAUUAUUGUAUUUUACUUAACAUUUCAUAUCAACCACAUUCAAAUGAUCCAAA